Molecule: messenger RNA, 3591 nt
Organism: Ylistrum balloti
Lineage: Eukaryota; Metazoa; Mollusca; Bivalvia; Pectinida; Pectinidae
Product: CCR4-NOT transcription complex subunit 11-like
Exons: 12
Coding region: 25-1389 (454 amino acids)
Biological process (GO): negative regulation of translation; mRNA catabolic process
Cellular component (GO): CCR4-NOT complex
Source: RefSeq, a predicted model, not a curated record
AUUUGGCGAGAGAUCAAAUUCAAGAUGGCGCUUACUUUGAAGGAACUUGCUUCUCUGCUAAGUGUAUUAUCUGAGGAUGCAACCCAGACACAGUCAUUUGAGGCUUUGGCAUCAAGCUUCCAUCACUACUUCACCAAACAGGACCAUUUCAAAGUUGGAUCAGCUUUGGUGCUGUUAUUACAAAACAGAGACUUGCUCCCUCACCCAACACAAAAGCUGGCUGCUAUAUUUCUGCUCUACGAGAUGUACAGAACUGAACCUAUAGCUGUCAAUCCAUUUGCAACUGUGUUCGUCCACUUACUGAACCCACCCACAGAGAAUCAAGACGCUGGACAGUUUGACCUGCACUGGGCUAUCCCAGCUAUUUCACCAUCAGAACGAUAUUUCUUGUCACAGCUCAUCUCCAGUCCUACUAAAGAGAUGUUCAAGAAAACUCCAACAAAUAUUAUACAGAUGGAUGUAUUAAAUAUGCAGAAUUUUGAUGUAAGUGGAUUACAGUUGGCAUUAGCUGAGCGACAGUCUGAGAUGCCUGCCCAGAGUAAAUCAGCCAUGCCAUGUGUGGUACCUGAUCCAGACAAUAAACCAACAAGUUUUGACCAGUUUGGAAAGCCUGGUGUUAUCAAUCCAGAUGUACAGAGACAAACUAUAGAAGCCUUACUAACUGGUCUCCGGCCUCCUGUUGAAAACUGUAUGAUGCCAGAGUUCAUCAGACUGGCACCACCACUACAUGUGGCUGAAGAUGAGUUGUGUUGGUUAAAUCCUGUAGAGGGAGACUACAACAUCGCUUGGGAUACAACAAUGUGUGUCAGCAGUUCUGCUGGCUUUGAGGUCAAGAGACUGAUGUCCAAGGCUUUCAAGGGCCCUCUUGUCCUUUCACAACAGCAGCAGCUCCUAGGGGAACUGGAGAAAGACCCUAAAUUGGUGUAUCACAUAGGUCUUACCCCUGCAAAGCUGCCAGAUUUGGUGGAGAAGAACCCCCUUGUAGCUAUAGAAGUUUUAUUAAGGCUGAUGCAGUCCAAUCAAAUAACAGAGUAUUUCUCAGUGCUGGUGAAUAUGGAGAUGUCUCUUCAUUCCAUGGAGGUUGUCAACCGACUCACUACAGCAGUAGAGCUUCCAUCUGAGUUUAUCCAUCUAUAUAUCUCUAACUGUAUAUCAACGUGUGAGACGAUACGUGAUCGGUACCUACAGAAUAGACUUGUCCGCCUUGUCUGUGUCUUCUUACAGUCACUCAUCAGAAACAAAAUCAUUGAUGUCAAGGAUAUAUUCAUCGAAGUGCAGGCAUUUUGUAUAGAGUUUAGUAGAAUUCGUGAAGCAGCUGGACUGUUUAGACUGUUAAAGUCUCUGGACACAGUGGACGCCUCACAGUUACCACAGGCUCCUAUCAAAUAGUGAAUGUCUUGUGGAGUUAUUUGAAGUGCUAACUUGAAACAGACUGCAUAGGAAAUUGCAAUCCACACAAAUAUUCCUGGAUAUGCUUUGUUUGUUGAGGAACACAAUUGUGUGAGAGAUGGAGAAAAAGUCUGGCCAUUGUAUUCCUAAGUAUACACUGCCAGCGGGAAACUGAAGGAAUAGUCAGCAUUCGUAUGUUGUGUUUGUACUGAGGAAGAUGGGUGUGCUGAAGAACUGAUGGUAUAUGAGUUAACAGAAAAAAAUGACACCAUUUAAAGAUAGACCAAAGUAGUGUUCAAGUCAUUGUUUCAGAAUAAACUUAUACAUUUGGAAGCUGAAGUUGUGAAAAAUCCACUUUGCAGACAAAAGCUUUUGAAGCUGGACUGAAACAAGCUCCAUAUCAUAUUGUUACGAAACGAGCAUAUUGUCUUACAAACAGGAAAGGAGACAAUCACUGAGAUACAUUACUUACAGAAUCUAUUUACAGUAUACACUUAAUACUACAAAACUUAACAAGUAUUUACACAAUACUAUGCACACUAAAUUAUCAUACAACAGUUCAUUAACAGAUCUUCAGCAAUAUCUAUGGUCAGGCAGUACCACAGGUCACUGUCCAACUACGUAUUUACGAAGUAUCUUUGGAAGAUAUGCUUACCACAGCUAGUAACCUGCAGAAGAUAUUCAGUGUCAAUAUUUUCCUCAACAUAAAACGUACUUUAAGGUUCCUUAAAGAAUCUUGACAUCAAAGUUUUGCAAAGAAAAUCUUACACGUACGCUAAUACAGAUCACCAAUAGCAGUGUGAUCAUAUGGUUCUCUCCACAGAGGAGUAUUUGGCAUAAUUAACCAGAUUGCUGAUGAGAGGGGAAUUAUCAUACAGAUGGGUAUGUGCUGGGUUCAGACAACAAAAGACAAAAUUGUACCCAAAAAUCACUUGAAAUGCCUAAAUUAAGUCUAAUUUUUCAGUAAUAAUGACUAGGUAUAUUACAUCAUUUUAUCAAUAAAAUGUCAUUAUAAUUAAGAUCAAACUUUAAAAAUAUUUUCUUAAAAACAUGGGUCAAGGACCCUUUAUAUUGAGAACAUUCCAGCGAGGUGAGGAAUACAUGUACAUGAAUUUCAAAACUGUAUAUGCUAGUCUAGCCUACUUAUUAUGAUUGAUAUAUUACCAACUGUUUAUCAAAUAUUAUCUUCAGGCAUUUUGAUAUUAGACUCAACAUUUGCCAUCAAUAGCACACCUGUAUGUAAACAAGGACAACAGCUCACAGGUACACCUCAUAUAUGGUGCAUCUACAUUGAUAUUUACAGUACGGACAGUUUAGUUACCGUUAUCAGGCAUUAAUAUACAAAAAUAUCCUACAGUUAUAUUCAACACUGACCACAAGCUGCAUUUUGUGUUCUGGUAAAAAUAUACACUAUCUGUCAAAUGUGUUCACCUCUGACCAAAUCUCGAUAGAUCACGCAUGCAGGUGCAUUAUUUAAAAUUAGCUGAUGGCGAUAAAUUAAAAAUACUAUUCUUAUUAUAUGUACAUUACUUGCAUUGUAUAUUUUGGUCUGAAGGCUAUGUCACACAUAUACAGAGAAAACUUAGGGUAUGAAACGUUUUCAUUAUGUUGAUCAGAUAAUGGCCAGUGAGCUGAGGACCCUGUCUUUGUUAUACUCAAUACAAUGCAGGUUAAAGAAGUAGAAAGCAGUAUACUUGAAUUACAGACCUGUACACGUUUGCUGUUCCAUCUCAAAUGCAAACAGUACAAAAAUGUUCAAAAAUGAUAUGCAAACGGUAUGGUAGAAUAAUGGAAAUGUUACGACAGUGCUAUGGAUAACUUGGGAAAAUAAACUGGUUUUUUAAAAAAUCAGAAAGUCUUUUUGAUCCUAAGGGAAAUGCCGAUUCCCACGCUGCAAUGUACUUCAGUUUUGUUAUUAAAUUAAACCUGAGCAGCAUCUCGAACAUACAUGUAAAUGAUGUAUGGAAAAGGUUUACCGUAACUUGUACAUGUUGGUUGUCAAAUUUUAACCACAGACUUAUGAGUUAACAGUUAUUUUUAUAAUUGACUUUGUGAAGCGAGCCUUAACAGAAUUGACAAAUAUACAAUGUAGCAGACAAACAAAUGUGUUGAUGUAAUUAGAUAUAUUACAAAUGUUGAUAUCAAAUGUACACUACAUUGCCAUUGAAUAUAUCUCCAAAACAUUAAAAAUAUUGACAUUUA